Anguilla anguilla (European eel) is the source of this 4018-nucleotide messenger RNA. Its product is annotated as dihydroxyacetone phosphate acyltransferase. Gene Ontology annotation, cellular component: mitochondrial membrane; peroxisomal membrane. The record is from RefSeq and is a predicted model, not a curated record. The transcript is spliced from 16 exons. Gene Ontology annotation, molecular function: glycerone-phosphate O-acyltransferase activity. Lineage: Eukaryota; Metazoa; Chordata; Actinopteri; Anguilliformes; Anguillidae. The coding region runs from base 308 to 2134 and encodes 608 amino acids. Gene Ontology annotation, biological process: ether lipid biosynthetic process.
AGGAAACAGUCAAGUGACCUGACCCAUGCCCUGAGAAGUUACAACCCUCAACCAUACAGAGGCGCUCAGCCCUGCUCCACGAGCACCCUCAACAGGACUGUGCUGGAGUCUCAGUACCUGAAAUAUGUCAUCCAGCAGGGUUCUGUUCCACAUUCCCCUCUUCAUUUGAUUCUGUUGCGGUGGCAGCUUGCUGUGGGUGGAACUCCUCUGCAUGCGGUCUGAGCUGGGUACUGCCUUGUUACUGGAUCUCCAUCCAGGGUGGUCUAGUAAAGACUCCCUCUUCGUCAUCUGAACUAUUCUCUGAUCGAUGAUAUCUGUUUCGGAUUUUUCCUCACUCCUGGUUUUUCAGAUGUCUGUGGAGAGUGGCGAGCCAUUGGAGGUGAUCAGAGAGGAGGCUGCUGGGAUACUGGAGGAAAUGUCUCAAAACCUUCAGCUGGGAUUCAUCCGGUUACUGGGCUUCAUCCUGAGUAAAGUUUUCAAGAGGCUAUUUCGAAAGAUUUACAUCAACGAUGAUGGCCUACAGAGGCUUCAACAGGUUAUUCAGGAGUGCCCAGUGGUGCUGAUGCCCAAUCACAGGAGUUAUGUGGACUUCCUGGUUUUGUCCUACAUUCUCUUCACUUAUGAUCUCCCCAUUCCAGUCAUUGCUGCAGGAAUCCCUCUGAUGGGGAUGUCAUUGCUUGGGGAGAUCUUCCGCAGGUCAGGAGCCUUUUUCAUACGGCGCUCCAUUGGGGCAGACAAGCUGUACUGGGCUGUGCUUUCAGAGUAUGUCAAAACAGUCAUACGGACAGGAUAUGCUCCAAUUGAGUUCUAUGUUGAGGGGCUGCGAAGUCGAUCUUUGAAGUCUUUGACUCCUAAGUUAGGGAUGAUGCAGAUGGCACUAGAGCCCUUCUUUAAGGGUGAGGUGUAUGACAUUAGCUUGGUGCCCAUAAGCAUCAGCUAUGAGCGCGUGCUGGAGGAGUCUCUGCUGGCCCACGAGCUUCUGGGGGUCCCCAAGCCUAAGGAGUCGACCAGGGGGCUAUUGAAAGCCAGAAAAGUACUGGAGGAGGAUUAUGGAACCAUGUACAUAUGUUUUGGCCAUCCUGUCUCAGUGCGAGAAAUGGCCAAGGGGAAGAUAAAUCGCUGGCAGUACAACUUGGUUCCCAGAGACCUUCCCAUGAGGGCAAGCGAGGACUCCCAGGCCUUUGUGAAUACCACAGCUCACACUGUCGUGCGUCUACAGGAGGAGAACAUGGUGUUGAGCUCCUGGAGCCUAAUAGCUACCAUCCUGAUGCAGAACCUGGAGGGCAUAGACUGGGACUCCCUUGCCCAGCAGACCGAAUGGCUGAGACGGCUAGCACUGGAUUUUGGGGCCAACCUAAACUGGCCUGAACAACUGACCUGCAGUGCAGCCUUAUCAUUCAACCUGUCCCUCCAUCAUUCAAUUCUACACUGUAAGGAAGGAAUUGUUCAGCUAAUGGAGGAAGAGUCUCAGAAGACUGACAGCCCAGAGGAUGCCUUGUUCAGGCGUGCUGUCGCUGUGCUCAUGUGUGCCUCCUACAGGAAUCAGGCUCUGCAUGUGUUUGUGCGCCCAGCUAUGUUGGCAGUGGCUCUACAUGUAACAGCCACCUCCAGGAAAGAGGAGAUCUUCAUAUUCUUCAAAUUCCUUCAGGAUGUGUUUUCUAAUGAGUUCAUCUUCAUUGCUGGUAGGGGCGAAGCGGACUUCGAAGAGGCUUGCUUCUUACUGAAGAAGUGUGGAGCACUCCAAAUCACCAAUGAUCACAUCACUGUGGAAGAGACUGGCCAGGCCACUACCUACUUUCUCAGAGCCAUAUUGGGGCCCUUUAUCGAAGCAUACCAGGUUGUCUUCAGGUACCUGUUGGAGGAGAGUGUACUGGUCUUCACAGAAAAGGAGUUUGUGCCUGCUGUCCGCAGCUAUGCCAUCAAACUCAUCCUCUCAGGGGCGCUGACAUCAUAUGAUGUACUCUCAUCGGACACACAUAAAAACGUGCUGGCUGCAUUGUUGAGGUUAAAUGCUGUGACAAAAACAAGAAGAGCCCAGCAAGCUGGCUUCAGAAGCAACAAGGGAACCAUAAACAGAAUUGGAGACAUAUUAGGAUACCCCUGGCCCUGUGUGAUGAUGUUAUUACUGAACUGAAACAACUGUUGGCAGCCGAGAUCACUGAACCCAUCGAUGCUUCUCCAUGGGUAUUGAAUAUGGUGACUGAUACAAAGAAGUCAGGUGGCAUACACAUCUGUAUUGAUCUGUCAAGAAAGCCAUGGUGCCAGACAGGGAUCCCCUACCCACAACAAAGGAAGACACCACUCUGCUACAUGGGGCCAGGAUCUUCCGAAAACUGGAUCUGGAUCUCUGACAAGGUUACCUGCAGGUACCUCUACACUCUGAAAGCAAGAACCUUCCUGCAUUUGUCAUGCACAUGGGAAUUUUCAGGUACACUCCGAUAACUUUUGGACUGAGCUUGGCAUCGAGUUGCUUUCAGAAGAUUGUUUUGUUGUCCAGCCAAAUGAACUGUGGGCAGAAUAUUGGAAAUGUGGCAAUUCUUUGUUUUUUUAAUUAAGUUAUUUAUCUACAUGAAAAUCUUGAGCUCAAACUUGACCUUUGACCCUUAUUUGGAAGUUAAUGUACUCUGCCUUUGCAUUGUCUGCAAAAUAAUAAGGGGUCAUGCCAAGGCAAAAGGCAUUAACUUCCAUUUGAUCGCUUGUUUGGUUGCUGAUCACUAUAUAAAAUCAGUAUAUGAUAAUAAUGAUAACAUCUACAUAAAAUCUAGUGAUCAUGGCACAAUUAGGCUUAGAUUCGAUUCAUUGUUUUUCUGACAUGUAGACACAGAUGACAUCGAUCAAACAAAAUAGUUUUGCAUGGGGGAGGAUAACGUUUUGCAAUCAAUUUAUUGAGUGCAAUGUUUACUAACGCAACGAAUAGUAAAGGAUACAAGACCGGUGUUUUGGAUUUAAUUGGAUGAAUGCCAGAGUAGGAUACUCAAGGACGACUCAUGUUAUGGAUUUAACGUGUUGAACGCCAGCGAGUAAUGCUUAAAACUCAUGUUGUGGAUUUAACUUCUCAAAGGAUGUUGUUUGCAAUGGAUUUUUAUCAGGUUACAAAAAAAGGUAGGCUAUCUUUUUUACUGUGAAUUGUUACUACUGAGCUUGUGUGUGUGUGAUUAGGCUAUUUAGGAGGUGUGUCGUGUGUCUGUGCGAGCCCUAACCCACUCGCGCUGUUUCCCUGGCUGUCAGUGUCGGGCUGUCACAGGCUGGCACUGACUAGCCGGCAUGACACAAAAAAUGAAUUAAUUGCGUAUGAUAUACGAUUACUUAUAGCUAGCAAGCCAUCUAGUUAUUGUUUGUUUCCAAUGCUUUCUUUGCAUUCUGAUCGCAUAUGGGAGCAGUUUGGUUUUGUUUGUGAAGUAGUUAGCCUAAGCUAGCUAAUGCUAGCUCGCGCUAGCUAGCUAGCUAACAAGUAAUUUGAGUAGACUAUCUAAGCAGCCUACUAGAAAAUUAGAGCGAAAAUGGCGGUCAACAAAGCUAGAAGUAUUUCAUCUUGCAUGGAAAAACGGCUUUCUUCAGUAUAAAAGCAAGCUCUUGCUUCUGCUAGAUCUGCCUUUUUCUCAAAACUUAUUGAACAAAAUAGACAUAACCCAAAAUUUCUAUUUAGCACUGCAGUAAUGACUUCAUGAACUUCUUCGAUCAGAAAAUUGAGGCUAUUAGAGACCAGAUUUCCAAACUGUCUCCAUCAUGCACUAUUUCUGUUCAUGUUAAUAAACAGCCCCACACCUGGUUACAACAGGAAGAUUUACAGACAGCAGUACUAAGCUGUUUUAUGCCCAUUAGCAUGGUUGAGUUAUCUGAAGUUAUGUCUUCAAAAACGACGACCUGUAUACUCGAUCCUAUUCCUUCAAACUGGAUUAAAGAACUAUUUCCAGUACUAGGCCAGCAUAUACUAAAAAUUGUUAACACAUCCCUAGUCACAGGAUACGUACCUGAGUCACUAAAAGUGGCAGUCAUUAAGCCAUUAUUGAAGAAACCA